AUGGUUGAUGAUUCUGGUGUUAAAACUGACAAUCCAAUGGGGAGUCAAAAUAAUGUUAUCUCAAUUGACGAACAGGAUUUUGCUGUUUUUGAUGCUUUGGACAAAGACUUACAAGCUAGCAAUGCUGGAGAAGCGAUGCGAAUGAUGAAUACAACUGGAGCUGCACAGCCAACACAUGACACUCCAAAUGAUCGAGAAUUGGAAAGGUUGCGGGAAUUUACUCAACAACUUCCUGAUAGACGAGAUUUUGAGAAAGCUUCGAAUCCUCCAAUUUUGCCACCUCAUCUUUUGCAAGUUAUUCUGAACAAAGACACUCCUGUACAAUGCGAUCCAAAUGUUCUGCCUGAACCAAAUCAUGUAAUGCUCAAUCAUCUUUACGCACUUUCCAUUAAGGAUGGCGUUAUGGUGUUGAGUGCAACUCAUCGACAUCGAAAGAAAUAUGUGACAACACUACUUUAUAAACCUAUUUAA
Meloidogyne enterolobii is the source of this 471-nucleotide messenger RNA. The record is from the annotation of a GenBank genome assembly. Lineage: Eukaryota; Metazoa; Nematoda; Chromadorea; Rhabditida; Meloidogynidae.